Leptidea sinapis is the source of this 958-nucleotide messenger RNA. RefSeq names its product cilia- and flagella-associated protein 61-like. NCBI's taxonomy places the organism in Eukaryota, Metazoa, Arthropoda, Insecta, Lepidoptera, Pieridae. The record is from RefSeq and is a predicted model, not a curated record. Bases 89 to 958 code for a protein of 289 amino acids. The transcript has 8 exons.
CGUUCCUGGCCAAUCGCGUGCGGAGGUAUCCUUCAAACGGAUCCAGGCUAUAGAACGCGGUGUCCCGGGCGACCAGCUACCAUCUCUGAUGGUUGUCGAAAGGAAUGAUGUAUGCCUCAAAUUGAAAGUGAGAAGAGCUGUUGAAGAAGACAACGAUGAUAUAGUGCCAAUAAUAGACCGACAAUCUGAAAAACUUCGUCAGCUGUACGGCGAUUACUACGUGAGCGAGCUGAUCUCCAGACAUCCUGACUCAGAGCGGGUGUUGCUCGUAUGUGAGCAUAAAGAAGUGGCAGUCGGCGUGAUGUGUCUCAAUACCCAGAUCAAUUACGAAGAACUGGAGGAGAGUUUUGAUCUCACGCCAUUCGCUGGUUUGAAGCGGUUGGAGAAGAUAACACCACCGACUCCAGUUGGACUUGAGGAGUCGAGCAGUAGCAUAUUAUUGGAUGAUAAAACCGAGGAACCUGAAAAGGAACACUCUCAAAUAAGCGUUUCUAAGAGCAUCAAAUCCAGGGUCACGUGGGGUUUUGAGAAAGAAGAAUUUCAAAAAGUUACUGAAAAACAGCCAAAGACGCCACAAUCGAAGUAUUCUUUUGAUGUUCUGAACCUACUAGACGAUGAGGUUGAUGAGUUUGAUUACGAGAUUGUCAAUAUUCCUCCGGAAUUGAUGGUAGUGCCUAAAUUCUUACUGGGAUGUCAAGAGGAAGAACAAAAAAAAGCUAAAAGAAAGGAAUCCUUUUACGAUAACAAGUAUUUGGAUAAGGAUAUUGGAAAGAGAAGUUCAUUAUUUCCCGUCAUAACUGAGCCUGCGAAACCACCACAACCAGCUUGUUAUAUCGGGCAACCAAAUGCUUUUAUCCUUGAGCUAUUUGCCAUGCACCAAGAUUACGAUGAGAGUUGGUAUCACCAUACAGUUUCCGAAUGCGAUUCAUCAAUGAAACUCUUUUUGUGGCUCACAUAA